Messenger RNA from Oreochromis niloticus (Nile tilapia), 3813 nucleotides. RefSeq names its product muscular LMNA-interacting protein (gene mlip). The record is from RefSeq and is a predicted model, not a curated record. Lineage: Eukaryota; Metazoa; Chordata; Actinopteri; Cichliformes; Cichlidae. The transcript is spliced from 12 exons. Bases 166 to 2727 code for a protein of 853 amino acids.
UCUGCAGGGUGAUACACACACCAACAGUAAUACACUUUGAACUUCAUGAGAGGAGCUGAAAAGUGGGCAUCCUGCUUUCCAUAUCUGCUUUGAGUUCCAUGUGAAGUCGUUUAUUAAGUCUGGACUCAAGCGAAACUUCUGGAUGGGGAGACAUUUGAGACCGAAAUGGACAGUUUAAAUCUGAGCACGGGAGAGGUUUCCGUAGGAGUGCCCUCGAAGCUUUCUACUUUCACGUUUGUGCCAGCAGUGCAGAAACUGGCAAUUAAAAACAUUUUCACUGAGGAGGGGAGAUCUGGAGCUCUGACAGAAAAACCAGAUAAGAACGGAGCCGUGUCCCACGAGAAGACGAGCAGGAAAAGUGUAUCAGACGGGGAGAUUAUCAGAGCAGAGUGGGUCUUAAUCAACGACUCUGUGGAGGGAGGAGCAGGAAAUGUAACCCUACCGCAAUUGAAGACUUCUCCAGCUCGUGCCAGCCUCUCUCAAACCAAAUCCUCUCUUUCAGUCAGUGCCCAGUCUGAAAAUACACCCAACCACGCAGCCGCAGGGACGGCCUCCAUGGAAACAGGCGCUGAUAAACACAGGGACAUUUCCCAGCAGCAGUGUCACCACACCUCCAGACAUGUUGAGGUUAGCUUGGGUUGCUGUGCAAAUAGAACGCCAGGGUCAGAGGACAUAUUAAGCCCUGCAGACUCUGGAGACCUGCUUCCCACACUGGCUUCUUCCAGGGAGUCCAUCCUCUCAGAUGCCUCGGACAGAGAGAAGAGCUGGUCCGCCGUGCAGCUUUCCUCGGUCACUUCUCCUGCCUCUUUAAGCCGUACCAUUUCUCCCUGCUCAUCCGUCCCCUCUGGUGUCUUCACCCCUUCUGUGAUCCAGGUCAAGAGGCACUUUCUUGCUCCUGGCUCUAGUCUGAUCCACAUCCCUCAGACUUGCUUCUCAUCCUGUGAGAGCCUCUCCUCUUCUGUCUGCUCCCAGAACCCCCCUCCCCGGCAUCGGCCUCCUCUCACCCGACUCUCUCUCCUCACUGCCAUCCUGAGAAAAGGUCGUCUUCCUGUUCUGUCCUCAACGCUGCAGAGACCUUACACCCCCUGCUGGCCCGUUAACCCCGUAACGCUGUCCUUCUGUAACGCGUGCUCAGCAGCCUCCAGCGUGGCCUCCAUUCCCCUCGAGUUUUCGUCUCGGUUCUCCUCCCUGGCAUCUAUAGACGUUCAGAGCCACCAUUGCAGGGAACCAACAUGUCAGUCAAAUGAGCUCAACAGAACGUGCAUGCCGUCUCAAGUGCAAAGAUGCUCAGAGCCAGUGAAGAGUUUCAAGCUACCCCGAGCUCCUGUAUUUUGCUCAAACUUCCUCUCUGCUUCUCCACCAAAGCAUGAAGAAACAGUCUGUACAACUUCCAAAACCUUGCCCCUCACACACAUCUCCAUUUCCAAACUCCCUGAGCUGAAGCCCAGCAGUAAUCACACGUUCCUCAAGGGCAGUGCGGAUAAUAACCUUAAAAAACUCAUCUCCCCGUCCCCCAAACUCAUUAACGAGCCGCAGACUUCCACGCCCCAGAAAUGGAGUCGCAAGCCAAAUUCAUCUCUCUCAAAGCUUCGUUGGCUUUCUCAGCAACUGAGAUCUUCGCCUGUCUUCCCCUCUCAUCCUGCGCCUUCUCACUCAUGUGCAGUGAUUUUCCCCGCUCGUGCUGACACAGCAUCACCUCUCCCUCCUCCACGAAAUCCCACAGGAAGGUGCGAAUUAGAGAGGAGCCAGUUCGACCCCACAGGCGCCACACAUUCGCAGGGCAUUCGCAAAGCCCCCUGUCUGUCACCUUCCUGCUACACGCCCAUUGUUUUUUCUGGAUGGCCAUCACCCACCAGCUCUCCCACGCCAACACCCUCUCCUGCUCCACCAAUCAGAGAUCUCACCCCUUCCCCUUUCUCCCUGCGCUCCACGCCCUCACCAAGGCCGGGGAGUGGAAUAUCAGACUGCAGUGACAGGGAGGGUAAAAAAAGAAAGACACACAAGAUUACGCUAAGCUACAAAUCCCUCGCUGCUAUUCCCACAAACACCCUGCUACUGGAUCAGCAAGCCAUAGAUGAGCAGGUCGAGAGAGAAAUGAGUUCCUGUGAGACGCUGGACACAGGCGUCGCAUCAGACACCCACACCGAGAUGUGCUCGCCUGCUCAGCUCCGGCAGCAGUCUGAGGAACUUUAUGCCGUCAUUGAUGAGAUAUUGGCAAAUUCCGUUGCUGCAUCCAUCGGGUCAUCAACAACCAACAAUGGUCUGCAGCCGAAAAACUCAUCAUUUUCAAAAUCGUUGGGACGUGAAACCAAAUAUGCAUCUUUAUGCAGCUUGCACCCAUCUGCCGACGUGGAGAGAAAACUGCUGGGUCGCAAACAGACAAAACCUGGGGUCAUUCGCCCGAUGACGGCCAUUCCGAGACUGACAAUAGAGGAUACAGAUGAAUUUCAUCCAAAGCCCUUCAGGCAGUUUGUCAGCAAGCAGACCUCAACUGACAAGAAAAGGGUGGAAAACAAACAUCCCGAUGAGGUGGGGAACGAUUCACACACAGGUACAAAGGGCAAAAUGUUGAGAGAGGAGAGGAAGCCUGAAAGAAGAAGUCCGUUCUCACUAUGUGAUCUGCACAUUAGAGAGCCUGACGAGCAGCUCAGUCGCCACGGGAAAGGUGCUUCAGCAAGUUUCAGCUCCACCGAGAGGCAUAUGGAAGCUUUUGAAGCUCAUAUUUAAAACAGUGAAUAACUCUUAUUGAAUUUCUGAUAAGCCUUACUCGGUAAAAAAACAUCACAUCUAAAGGAUGAAAACUUUUAUUUCAUCUUUAUCUAUACAGGUAAAUCUCAUUGAGACACGAGGUCUCAUUUUCAGGAACAAUCUUUAUUGUACCUUUCAAGAAUGAUAAAAAAAUUACAUCUCCAUAUGAUUGUUUACAGUAAAUAACACUGGUUUAGUAUUCCUUACAGAGACCAUAAAUCUGUGUGCAAUUGACCCUUUGCUACUUUCCUGAUCCUUUGAUCUCGAUCUUUCCACAGCACAUGUGCAGCUGAUAAUUAAGUACUUGCAGAUUAACCACCAAACAACACGCCUUUAAUUUCAGACAUAGUGGAGAAAAGUACUGACCUGAUUACUCAUGUAAUAAAGCUACAUGCUCCUAGCUCUAACCAAAGUAUUUUAACCAAAUUGCAAUGGAAAGCUAAGCUUAAAUGUAAAAAAAUGUAUUAAAUAAAUCAUGCAAAUAAUGCAGGCACAUUGUUGUUGUAUUGCACCACUGAGCUAUAAUAUAACCAAUCUUGUAAGUAUGAUAGGAAAGGGUGUUGUGUCAUGGUUGACUGGGUAGAUAACAUGCAAACACCCCAUUGCUCAUAUUUUAUUCAGCAUGUUGAUAGGAGUGCAGUGCUAUGUCAUAACGUACUGACUACAGGAGACAUCCUUAAAUCUAGUUAAAAGCUCACAGAGCUGCUAAGAUUUACCCUACAGUUGGAUCUUGUAGCAUCCUGGAUUACAGUUGUGAAAUAUGUGACAGUUGCAGGUUUUUUUGUUACUACGUCAUCCAUUAAAAUCUUUAAUUGUGGAGAAUGAAGUUUAUUGAAAUGUCACCUGAAUCAGUCAAAUAAUCAAGAGCUUGACUGAUCAGCAGUGCCUAGAUUAGCGAAUGGUCAAUUGCUGCCACACAUGCAUGUGUUUUGCAGCUGUUCAAUUUACCAAUGGCCUGCAUUAAAUUAAUGCAAAUUAUGUAACUCACUGGGAAGAAAAUAUUUUAUUAUUUCUAAUUCGUUUAUGAAAAAUUGUAACAUUUAAUAAAGAAGCUCUCUAUUUUGA